UGUCGACAUGAUGUCCACCAUGAUCGUCACCAAUCGCCCUCGCACCAAACGUCGACAUCCUAGUCGUCUGCCUCGUCUACAGUGACAUCCUCAAAGUGUUGGCAACAGCAUCGCCAUCGGCAUCGUUUGAAACUUCUACAUCGCCUCCACUUUCGUUGUCGUCCUCGUUGUCCAUGUCAUCCAAAGAAAUGUCGACGUCAGCGAUGACGAUGAUGACGGCGUCCAGGGAGAACGUUACCUGUAUGGACUACCUUACGGCCGUCGUCGAUCCCGAAGACUGCGACUUCAUGACCACUUCCUCCUUGGUGUUCGUCAUCGUAAGCAUCAUCCUCAUCAUCUGGGGUCUCUUCAAUAACAUCCUGCUCCUCCUCAUCAUCUUCACGAACGGUCGGCAGAUGAGGACUAUUCCCAACAUCUUCAUCGCUAACAUGGCAUUUCUCGGUAUUCUUUUCCUCGUCAUCGUCAGCGGUGGUAAUAUCCUCCUCUUUGGCCAAAUCGCCUUCCACGCCGAGAUCAUCAGAAGUGAAUCCGUCUCCUCUGCUUUAUUUUUCAUUCAAAUCUUUGUGUCUGUAGCUUCCUUCACUACACUGGUUGUACUGGGGCUUGAUCGAUACCUGGCGAUAGUUCAUCCACUCCGAUCAAGACCAUAUCGAACGAAGAAGCGGGCCGUGAUGGCUAAUUGCCUUGUUUGGAUAAUUGCAGGUUUGACAAUGAUUCCAGUAUUCCUUGCGGGUGGAAGCCGGGAUGUCUUUCAAGCUUACAGCGACCCUGGUUUAAGAAAAUCAAUGAUUAUCUUCAUUACAUUCGCCUAUGUGCUUCCUAUCAUCCUACUUGUCUUGAUGUACGUCGCCAUCUUGAAAGUGAUUUGGUUUAACCCCACAACCAAGCAACUGCAGGGAGAAGAGCAAGCGCGCAGAUGGAAGCAGCGAAUUCAAGUCUUGAAAUCGUUAUCCCGAGUGGUUCUGUCCUUCAUAGUGCAUUAUGGUUACUUCUUUGCGGUAUUUCUCUGGCUUAUAAAUGGCGGGCACACGCAAGUCAGUGCGCGUGUGAGUAAUGUCUUGUUCUAUUCUGCCAUAUUGAUACUCUACCUGAACACAUGCUUAAACCCUGUCAUAUACGCGCUGAAACAGGAAGCCUUCCGACCGUUUGUCUAUAAGCUUCUCUGUCCAAAGACAUGUAAUCUUCGGAAGCCAGAGAAGGGCGCCCUCAACACGGCGACCCAACCGAAUGGCAAUGCAAGUGAGCCAAAGGCAUCCAAAACACUACAGAACGGACAAGAGGGUGUCGUCCGGACCAGCAGUGGUCGGGGAUCAACUGGAGUGAAUCUCGAUGGGAACAUGGAGGAAAAUGUUAUUUUACCGAAUGGAAUUGUAAAUGAAGGAUACCAUGGCAACGACAAGACACGUGAUAAGGAUACGGAGAUUGGUUCUUCUGAUGCAACGUCUGGAGAUGUCAUUGCCACUUCAUAUGCAAUACCUGAACACCAGACCUGCCUCCAGUUAAAUGAAAUUGAGGCAAAUGUUUAAAACGGAAUCAUAACUUUUUGUUGAGAAUUCACCUUAAAGGUACUAUGUCCCUUUUGUAGCCAACCUCAAAUUCUGUAGA
Molecule: messenger RNA, 1605 nt
Organism: Strongylocentrotus purpuratus (purple sea urchin)
Lineage: Eukaryota; Metazoa; Echinodermata; Echinoidea; Camarodonta; Strongylocentrotidae
Product: allatostatin-A receptor-like
Exons: 3
Coding region: 174-1526 (450 amino acids)
Biological process (GO): G protein-coupled receptor signaling pathway
Cellular component (GO): membrane
Molecular function (GO): G protein-coupled receptor activity
Source: RefSeq, a predicted model, not a curated record